GUUAGUUUUGCGUCUACAUGUGGUGCCUAAAGAAUACAAAGUGUCUUGGAAUUCACAAAUAUCAUGAAUCCUGCUGCGAGGUCCUGCUCCCAUCCUGCGACGACUACAAACUGGUGUUCCUGAGCGGCUCCGACGACGACAGUUCCUCCACAGCUUCGGGCUGCUUCCCUGUGGACGAGUGCGACUGGGACUACUUCGAACCUUCUCCGGCAGGUGGCGUCCGGUUGCUCAGAGAUGGGUACUGGGCGUCACCACCGUGGGGGAGUCCCAGGGGAAAAAGAAGGGGCGGGUUGGACAGUCCGGUGGGAUCGCCUUUGGUGUACAGGAGACGAUUCCGUGAAUCCGACGGUACCGCCACCGAUACCGAGGACAGCACCCGCCUAGACUUCGAUGCAGGUUCCUCCCCUGCCUCCUCAGACGGGCUUCUCCAUCCCUCGCCGGUACCACCCUCCUCAAAGCACAUCGAAGAACCCUCGAAACAACCCUGUCGUACCUGUGGCCAAGCGGCAAGUAAACAAGUAUGUUGCACGUGUCGUACUUGUGGCCAAGCAACCGCCACACCGCAGUACAUCCCGAUUCCCGUACCGGUACCAAUUCCGUUCCCUGUUCCGGCUGAUACGUUGAAACUGUACGACGCCAGGAUUCGUUCGUUGCCGCGUGCCGUUUGGCCCUACCUCAAUGCCAUGCUGACCGGCAGUUCCGCGACGCGCUACAUCGAGGCAGUACCCAUGAUCGGCGAAGCCACGUUCUCGACCGACGAGCCGAGCUACGACUUUACCGAUUUCUUGCGGAAUGAUAAGCACGCGAUGCCUGUGCCGGCGGCACUUCGGUCACAGUACGACUUGAGUGCUUCUAUAAACGUUGAAAAAGUUAGCUCGAAAGAAGCAGGAAGCUCACAACCAGUACCUACCGGAAAAGAAGCUGAAGAGGAGGUAAAAUCUAAAGAGACUAAGUACGACUUGAAGGCUCUUCAAGAUGUUAACGGAUAUUUUCGUACUGAAAAGCAAGAUCAAGCCUCAAACCACGACUCCUCACAAGUUAAGGAAAAGCAGUACCAUGACCACAAUAAAUCAUCUGGUCGAGAAAAGGCAAAACAUAUGAAACAUAAAGAAAAACAGCAUCACGAUGAUGGAACAGUAUCACAGCCAAGUGCAAGUCAGUACGAUGAUAAAAAAGUAGUACCCAAAGAAGCUUUGCGCAAGACUCGUGAUAGAUACGAGUCAACAUCUGACUCUAAUGAUACCGACAAUGUGUCACGACGUUACAAUCCAAUGUCGAAUCUGGAUGUACUCAAGAAUCAAAAGUACGGUGUGAAUGUGCCUUCUAAGGUGACCGGACACCUUCCAGAUGAAAAAAAUCGACCAAGUCCCUCAUCAGUGAAUCCUAAUGUAUCAGCAACUCCCGAAACCAGCUCAGUGGUACCAGAAAGAGUCACAGGUCACUUGCAAAGCGAAGAAAGGCGGUACCGAACUUCUUCGGACUCCAGUGGACUCGUUGAUUCAACACAGCGCAAAAGAUACGACUCAGAACCUAGCGAAGGAGAUGACUCGCAUGUGGUGCCUCAAAGACGCAGGAGGUGCGACGCAGAAGUGAGCGGCUACUUAAUGUGCGAACAAAAGCAUUACCGAGCAUCUACCAGCAAAACCACUGCUCCAGAAAGGCUGGGAGGACGAAGCAGGUAUGACUCAGAACCAAGCGAAGGACAAGAAAUAAGCGGGUACUUGCAAUGUGAAGAGAGGCAGUACCAUUCAUCGAGCGAGUCAAGCAGUGAAAGCGUGAGUGAGAGCGAUGAGGAUAGAGGGAGACAGGUGCGCGUGAGAAGGGUGUAUACGGUAAAUGGAGGAGAGGGAGGUGAGGGGAGGCAGAGUGAUGACGCGCUACCGGAGAGCAGUAACAUCAGCAGCGAAGGGGAGAUGGAAGGCGGUGAUACUGGAAGGCUAUCCCACAGCUCUAUAAGAGAAUACGACGACGAUAUGUCCUCAUCAGGCUCAGCCGACACUGACACUGACGACACUGGAACUGUAGCGGACCAAAAGCCCAAACGCUUCUGCAGAGUGUUUGUCGUUAAUAAAAACCAAUCUUCAUCCUCUUCAUCCACUUCAUCUAGCAGUGAUAGUGAUUCCUCAGACAACAACACUGACACCGAACUUGAUUGUACUGUGGUGCUCAACUACGUAAAACAGAUCGAUGAAAGCUCUGGUGAAAUAAUCCCGGUAGAAAAAGAGCAGCAACCUUUAGAAGAAAAGGAAGUUAGCCCGGAGAUAGCUUCUCCUUCCAAGCAAGGAAAUUACCGUAAGAAACGGAGAACAUGGGAUAGGAGGAAUGAGACUAGACGAAAUUCUAGCCCUCUGUCAUUGAAACAGCUGGAUCUGGUUAAAGGCGAACCACAAGAAGACACUGCCUCUCAGGGUGUAUCUUUAAAUAGAAUUACUAAUACUGGCAAUACCAAUCUGAAGAGAGCAGUCAGUCUUAAAGACUUACUCGGAGAUAAAAGAGUUAGUCCUGGCAAGAAAAACUCUUACAGCGAUGAAGAUAUUGAUGAUGAGGUUUCAAUGUCACAUGAAGCUAUCUCAAAGGAUUCUGAAAAAGAUAAGAAAGACAUGAAGACCUUUGAGAGUCAAACAGCAGAAAUACUUAUUUUAGAUGAUAUUAUUUCUACGAAAGGUAGCUUAGUUGACACAACUGGAUUGAGUACUGAUAACAGUGUUGUAGGGUCAAGCGUUGAUCCCGAUACCACUGAAACAACUAUUGGUGAUAUCAUGAAGGUAGAAGAAUCGGGGAAAGGCUUUCAGGGAUCGAAGAGUGCCAGAAGAAGAAGGAAAAGACGUAGCCUUAAGUCAGAGGAAAGUCAACAUCGAACAAGUUCAGUAUCUGAAAAUAAAGAUCAGCAUGAUCCUGAGCAUGCUACAGAAGAUAACAUAGAAAGCAAUGAAAGUGCAACAAAGGCGGCGAUAAUCACAGAAGCAGAAAGUUGUGAUCUCCAAAAUACUGUAGAUGAAUCAGUUGAACAUACAUCGCAAAUUGUUGCAGAGAAGAUAGAAUCUAAAGGCUCAUCCAACACAAAAAGGCGUAAGAGGAGACGUAAUAGUAAACCGAAAGAUACGAAUCAGGACUCUAAGGUGAUAGUUGACGAGCAAGGUGCAAUUGAAUCUGCUGCUGACCUAGGACAAGACAUAAAUGAAGAAAAUGGUUGUGAUAUUGAACUACAACAGAAUGAUGGCUUGAAAGAAGCCGCUGCUCUAGAUUUAGGAACAGAAGUCGUCGCUACCGCUGAAGGAAAUGAUAAUAGUACAGAUGGAAGCAUUUUAGAAAUUAUUGGGUAUAUCGAAUCAGUUGAAGGUACCACCGAUCGUCUCAAUGGGGAAACACAACCAAAUGAUGCUGACCAUGCUACAGAAGAUGUAACAGUGGCUAAAAGCAAAUCCGAAAAGAAAAAGAGACAAAGAAAGAGGAGGAAAACUGGUGACUCGGAGGAGAGCAAUCGUUGCAAGGAGACGGUUGAAGUAAAUACGAUCCCGGAGCCAGCAAAUACACCACAAGAGCAAAAGUCCAGUGAUAAUGUGGCACGUGAAAAGAUACCGGAAGUGAAUAGUAGCUUAGCUAUGGUAACAAGCGAAAGUCAGUAUUUUGAUUCUAUUGAGGAUGCUAUAGAAAACAAUGGGAGACCAACGGAAGAGCUAACAGUGGAUCUUGAUAUAGAGUCUGCAGAGUCCAGUAUAAAGGAGUCAAUAAAUGAAGCUGGUAUAACCCUAAAAGCACUGAGUGAUGAAACAAAAAAAAGAACACGGGAUGAUGAAGUGGAUGUUGCAGGUAUUGAAAAGGUUGUUGAAGAUUUAGGAACUGGCAGCACUAGAAAUAGAGAACAUGAUGGAGCACAGGUGUUUCCAGUGGUAAAUGAUAAAGAAGUAACGACUGCUGGAAGAUCUGACGAUGAUAAUUGUACAGAGGUUACUUCGGAGGUUAUAGCGGCAGUGCCUGAAGAUGAACGUGUUGUUGGCUGUGCUAAGCAAGUAAUGAAUGAAACUAGUACAGAAAAUCCAUCACUAAAAAGUAUCUCGAGUAAUUGUUCUGAUAUUAUCGCGGAGGCAGUACCUCAAUGUGAGUGUACUGACGGCAGUUCCGAGCCUACAAAGAGCGAAAUUAAUCAAGAAAAUACUUGUGUAAAAAACCAAACUACUGGUGCUAAUUGCACGGAAUCCAUCGAAGCGUGUGCGCGUAAAGCAGCGGUACCGGAAGCACCGUUGACGGAGUACGACUCGUCGAGCCCGAACCUGAGCGACGCGAGCGCGGAAUCGCUGCACUCCAGUGACGGCGACGGAGAGGGCGUCGGUUCCACGGUACUCGGAACGAACAACGUGGUGGGAGGCUACGCCGUAGCUGAACAACGUCCAGGUGCGCAAAGGUACACCAGUCUGGUGAUGAUCACGCAGCAGUUCGCGACAGCUGCGGCUCAGGCGUCGGCGCCGGCGGUCAACGUGCUCGCCACUGGCGCUACGACUGUCGUAGCGGGAACCGCGGGCGCGCAGGGUGAAGUGGUCGUGGUGCGACACACCAAUGCCGGAGGUCUAGUGAGGGCUGGGGGGUGUAGUGGUUGUGAUAGUGCCAGUGAUGUGGAUAUGUCCAGUGUAAGGGGUUGGGGAGAUAAGGACAACGCAGGCAUGAGGCAGAGAGGAGGAGGUGAGUCAAGCAUGUCAUUCAUUGAUUGUUUUUAGUAUAG
Acanthoscelides obtectus is the source of this 4717-nucleotide messenger RNA. Lineage: Eukaryota; Metazoa; Arthropoda; Insecta; Coleoptera; Chrysomelidae. The record is from the annotation of a GenBank genome assembly.